CAGCAAGGGUGCGGGGCUGGAGCAGUUUCAGAGCUCCGACCCAGACCGAAGACCGGUCCCCAAGGCGCCGGGUAACAUGCCACUCCCUGACCUGAGACCCUGGGCCAGCCUGCUGCUGCUGGACUUGGCCUUGCUCUGGCUACUUCAGGGGACCCUGGGGGCUCUGCUCCCUGGAGGGCUUCCUGGCCUAUGGCUGGAGGCAGCCGUCCGCCUUGGGGGCCUCUGGUGCUUGCUGAAGCUGAGAGGGCUGCCGGAGGUUGGGGGGACACUGCUGCCCAUGCUCUGCCUGGUGCUGCCCCUCUUUCUCUCACUGAGGGCUCUGGUCCCAGGGGCCUUGAGUGCACCCCCAGCCAGGGUAGCCUCAGCCCCUUGGAGCUGGCUGCUGGUGGGCUAUGGGGCUGCAGCCCUAAGCUGGGCGGUGUGGGCCAUCCUGAGCCCUCCCGGAGCCCCUGCCCAGGAGACGAAGCAGGGUCAGGAGAACAAAGCCUUGCUCUGGAGGCUGCUGAAGCUCUCCAGGCCAGACCUGCCUUUCCUCCUGGCCGCCUUCUUCUUCCUGGUUUUGGCCGUUUGGGGUGAGACUCUCAUUCCUUACUAUUCUGGUCAUGUGAUUGACAUCCUGGGAGGGGACUUUGACCCUGAAGCCUUUGCCAGUGCCAUGUUUUUCAUGUGCCUCUUCUCCUUUGGGAGCUCACUGUCUGCAGGCUGCCGCGGGGGCUCCUUCAUGGUGACCAUGUCCAGAAUCAACUUGCGCAUCCGGGACCUGCUCUUUGCCUCCCUGCUUCGCCAAGACCUCGGCUUCUUCCAGGAGACUAAGACAGCACUCUUUCAGGCGUUGCUCCUGGAGAUCCAGGAUGCUGUGGCGAAGUCAGGGCAGAUCGUGCAGGAGGCAGUCGGAGGGCUACAGACUGUGCGGAGUUUUGGGGCCGAGGAGCAUGAGGUCUGUCGCUACAAGGAGGCCCUGGAACGUUGUCGGAAGCUGAGGUGGCAACGAGAUUCAGAGCAAGCCCUGUACGAGCUUGUGCGGAGGCUGCUGCAGCUGGCUGUGCAGCUGCUGAUGCUGAACUGUGGCCUGCAGCAGAUCCUGGCCGGAGAGCUCACGCAGGGCGGACUGCUCUCCUUCCUGCUCUACCAGGAGAAUGUGGGGGACCACGUGUUUAGCCUGGUGUACAUGUGGGGAGACAUGCUGAGCAACGUGGGAGCUGCCGAGAAAGUGUUUGCCUACCUGGACCGACAGCCAAACAUGCCCCCCUCGGGGACACGGGCCCCUUCCCAUCUGGAGGGGCGUGUGGAAUUCCACGAUGUCUCCUUUGCUUACCCCAGUCGACCGGACCAGCCUGUGCUCAAGGGGCUGACCUUCACUCUUCGUCCUGGUGAGGUGACUGCGCUGGUUGGGCCCAACGGCUCUGGGAAGAGCACCGUGGCCGCCCUGCUGCAGAAUCUGUACCAGCCCAGCGGGGGCCAGGUGCUGCUGGAUGGGGAGCCCCUCUCCCAGUAUGAGCACCACUACCUGCACAGAAAGGUGGUGUUGGUGGGGCAGGAGCCAGUCCUCUUCUCGGGCUCGGUGAGAGACAACAUUGCUUAUGGCCUGGAGAACUGCAGGGAUGAGGAGGUGCUGGCAGCGGCCAGGGACGCCCACGCAGACCAAUUCAUAGCGAAGAUGGAGCACGGCAUGCACACAGAAGUCGGGGAGAAAGGGAGCCAGUUGGCUGUGGGGCAGAAGCAGUGUCUGGCCAUUGCGCGGGCCCUUGUGCGAGACCCCCGGGUGCUCAUCCUGGAUGAGGCCACCAGUGCCCUGGAUGCUGACUGUGAGCAGGCGCUGCAGGACUGGAAAUCCCGAGGGAACCGGACGGUGCUGGUGAUUGCUCACAGGCUGAAGACAGUUCAGGGUGCUGACCAGAUCCUGGUGCUCAAGAACGGGGAGCUGCAGGACCACGCCCAGCUCAUACAGGAGCAGGACACCUAUGCCAGUCUGCUGGGCCUGGACUGAGACUCCAGGGACACUGGACAUGUGUCACGGUCACCUGCACACCCCAGGAUAGCACCUGCUUUGAGUUUCCCUGGGGGGGAGCAUGGUGGAGGUUUGGGCCAGGUGUGCUUUCUAAAGAUGUGGGGUUGGGGAGCUGGGACACCGCCUCAUUUUCUUGUUGAACAGGAUGUUGCCUGAUGCUGA
This is a messenger RNA of Echinops telfairi (small Madagascar hedgehog), 2170 nucleotides long. RefSeq names its product antigen peptide transporter 2-like. The record is from RefSeq and is a predicted model, not a curated record. Gene Ontology annotation, cellular component: endoplasmic reticulum membrane; TAP complex. The transcript has 11 exons. Gene Ontology annotation, biological process: antigen processing and presentation of endogenous peptide antigen via MHC class I; transmembrane transport. Gene Ontology annotation, molecular function: MHC protein binding; ATP binding; ABC-type oligopeptide transporter activity. Bases 77 to 1987 code for a protein of 636 amino acids. Lineage: Eukaryota; Metazoa; Chordata; Mammalia; Afrosoricida; Tenrecidae.